UUUCAAAAAUAUCAUGCUGAAUAAAUAGCUCUAACAAAUCGAAUUCACCAAAUUGUUAAUAACAGAUUUAAGACACCGAUGCUGCGUUCCGACGUCGGACGGCAAGUGCUCAGACGGUGGUCACGGACGCGAUGAACUCCUCGUCGGCCGACGAUCACGGUGGGGGGACGUUCGGCAAUCGGUCGUCGUCGCCUUUCCCCGAUUGGAGCGGCGGUGGCGGCGGAGGUAGCGACGGUAACUGGUCCGCACACGACGAGACGACCGCCGUAGUGUUCUGUCCCAUAUUCGAGGGCACGGACGAGGACGAUUACAGCCUGCUGUUCGAGUUCGUCACCUAUGGAGUGCUGCUGAACGUGAUCGGCGUGUUCGGCAUACUGGGCAACGUCAUAUCGAUGGUGAUCCUGUCCCGGCCGCAGAUGAAGUCGUCCAUCAACUACCUGCUGAUCGGCCUGGCCCGGUGCGACACGGUGCUGAUCGUCACGUCCAUGCUGCUGUUCGGGCUGCCCGUGGUCUACCCGGCCACCGGGCACCUGUUCAACUACUACUUCAAAGUGUACCCGCUGAUCGCGCCCGUCGUCUACCCCAUAGCGAUGAUAUCGCAGACCGUGUCCGUGUACCUGACGCUCACCGUCACCCUGGAACGGUUCGUGGCCGUGUGUCACCCGCUCCGCGCCCGGUCCCUGUGCACGUACGGCCGGGCCCGGGCCUACGUGGUGGCCACCAUCGCGUUUGCCGUCCUCUACAACGUCACCCGGUUCCUGGAGGUGACCGUCCAGAAGUGCAUGCACACCGGUUCCAACCAGUACGUGUACCAGGUGUACCCUAGCGACCUGCGCAACGACCGCGACUACAUAUCCAUUUACAUACACUGGAUGUACUUGCUCAUCAUGUACUUCAUACCGUUCGGAUCGCUGGCCGUGCUGAACGCCGCCAUAUACCGACAGGUGAGGAGGGCUAACCGAGAGCGGCAGCGGCUGUCACGGCUGCAGAAGAAGGAGAUCGGACUGGCCACCAUGUUGCUGUGCGUGGUGGUCGUGUUCCUGCUGUGCAACGUGUGGGCGCUCAUAUCGAACGUGGUAGAGGCGUUCUACGGCAUCACCGUCGAUCACCUGGUCAAGGUCAGCAAUCUGCUGGUGACCAUCAACUCGUCCGUCAACUUCGUCAUCUACGUGAUAUUUGGCGAGAAGUUCAAGCGGCUGUUCUUCAAGCUGUUCUUCCCGAGGGGCGUGUGGAUGUGCGGCUGGCACUUGGCGGCUGACAGCCGGGGAGGGCCAGGCGGCGGCGCCUGUGUCAUCGCCGCGAUGGACGACAGCGAGGCCACGUGCAACGGGGCGACGGCGUUCGAGUGCAGACAGUUGGGCUCCGGCGUGGGCGGUUCAUCGUCGUCCACUGACCACUUCAGGCGGUCUCACCGAGGACGUCACCAUCACCACCACCAUCACCACCACCAUCAUCACCAUCACCGCGACGGCGACCGUCUGGACCGCCAGCACGGGACGGUGUCCAUCAGCGUCGGUGGAUGUGAUAACGGCGGAAACGGUACAUCUGACGACAGGGAACUCUGCUUGAAGACGCCUACCAGCAGCGGUCUGAUGUGGGAACACUCGACCACUACCACCACGACCACCGUAAACGUACAUCAAAUCUGAACAUCCACAGCGUUUGAUUUUGUCGUAGUCAUGUCGUAGAUUCCCCAACAAUGUUUGUGUGUGUGUGUGUGUGUGUGUGUUAUUUUUAUAGGUAUAUUAUGUUGACAUAAUUACAUCGGGUGAGCGGUAUAGAAAUGAUAUGAACGGGAUGACGAUGAUGAUGACGACGACGAUCAGAAAAGUAGACGGUUUGGACGAUAAUGACGGGAUGAAAACUGGGAUGUGUAUAGCAUAGUAUUUCGCGUUGGACGCAGACGGACGGGACGUGAUUACAGUCCAAUGUCAUCGCGAAAACGGACAUAAUACGUUUUAAAAUCAAUUAGGAAAAAAACGUAUCAUUUGAUUAUAAAAUAUAUUAUUUAAUACGUGCUCGGUUGUGCUAUCACAACGGUACUCGAUGACGCGAGAUACAAGUGACGGGUGAUUUGAUAUAUUUCACGUGGAUCGGUGUAUUUUUCGCCAAAACUUCGUAGCUCGUUGAACGUCAUCUAUUUAAUCGCGCCGCAUUAAGAUCAUUACACGCCAGCACCGUCGGGAUGAUCGCUGGCCAUUGCAGUUACACGACUCGCGGUACCUACGUACACAUUAUACCGAGGCUGGGCAAGUUACCAUUUUUUUUUUGUUUUUAACUUGUUAAGUUGAUAUUGUAGAAAAGUAGAUUAUGUUUAAAGUUAAAGAUGAUAUUAUUUUAUUUUUAACUAGUAAAAAUUGCCAGUCGAAUAGAAAAAAAGUACCUAUCGUUUAAUUUUUAGUACGUUUAAUGAAAUUAAAAACACGAAAAUAAAUGUAUUUAUAUAUAAUAAUAUUAAAAGUUCCAUUAAUAGAAACACAUUAGGAAGAUAUAAAAAGCCAUACCAAAAGAAGUUUUUAUUAUUAUUUUAUAAGACAUCGCGACAUCAAGGUCUACUUAAGCGUCAAACUCUGUUCCCUGGUAAGGUUCUUUUAUUAAGAGAUUUAAAAUUAAUU
Messenger RNA from Rhopalosiphum maidis (corn leaf aphid), 2615 nucleotides. RefSeq names its product FMRFamide receptor. The record is from RefSeq and is a predicted model, not a curated record. The transcript is spliced from 3 exons. Gene Ontology annotation, molecular function: G protein-coupled receptor activity. The coding region runs from base 132 to 1649 and encodes 505 amino acids. Lineage: Eukaryota; Metazoa; Arthropoda; Insecta; Hemiptera; Aphididae. Gene Ontology annotation, biological process: G protein-coupled receptor signaling pathway. Gene Ontology annotation, cellular component: membrane.